CGCUCUCUCUCUCUCUCGCUCUCGCUCUCUCGCCCUCCUUCCCUCCCUAGUCUCCAGCUAUGGCGUCCCUGCAGUGGCUUCAUUCCCUACCGAGCUUGGCACUACUAAUGACUGCGAAGAGGUGGUAAACGCCGCACUAUCAAUCUCUUUCUCUAGCCGUUCCCCCUCCUUUUUUGUUCUGUUUUUUUUUUACAAUAAGGACGUUUGCAUGUCGCAGACAUUGACGGACAUUGCGCACUCUUUACUGAACCGAGAGUUGCUGCUGCUGCUGCUGUUGUUGUGGCUGUGGUGAACAAACAAGCCUUAGCUGUCACGCAUCGAGACCACCAUUAGGUAGGAUUGUUAGUUCAUCACAAGGCGAAUGCAAUGGUGGUGAUGUUCACAAGGACCGUGGAUGGGCAUCCGCCCUCCUGAAAUAGACCCUCCACCCCCGUCUCACUCGGCUGGCUGGACGCCCUUUUUGGCUAAAUCCAAUUCAGGAGAUCGUCUUCACCUCUCAUAUCCUCCUCCAACAUCAAGACUGCUUUAUCCCAGACAAGCAGCUCUGUGGCGUUGAAAAUGACCACAGCACGGUACCGUCCCACCUGGGAGCUGGCCGUGGACCCCCUGGUCUCAUGUAAGCUGUGCCUUGGAGAGUUCCCACUGGAGCAGAUGACCACCAUCACGCAGUGCCAAUGUGUCUUCUGUACACUGUGCCUGAAGCAGUAUGUGGAACUCUUGAUCAAAGAAGGCCUUGAAACUGCAAUUAGCUGUCCUGACUCGGCCUGUCCAAAAAGAGGACACUUGCAGGAAAAUGAGAUUGAGUGCAUGGUGGCCACAGAGAUGAUGCAGCGAUACAAGAAGCUCCAGUUUGAACGAGAGGUGCUCUUGGAUCCUUGCCGGACGUGGUGCCCCUCCUCGACCUGCCAGGCUGUGUGCCAACUGAAGGAUGCCGACUCUCCAACGCUUCCCCAGCUGGUCCAAUGUGCCGUUUGCGCUCUGGAGUUCUGCUCGGCCUGCAAGGCCAACUGGCACCCGGGUCAGGCCUGCCCGGAGAAUAGCCUUCCCAUCACCUCCUUCCUACCAGGAGAGAACAGCCCGUUCUACAAGAACGAAGAGGACGACGCGCCCAUCAAACGCUGCCCUAAAUGCAAAGUUUACAUUGAGAGGGACGAAGGCUGUGCACAGAUGAUGUGUAAGAACUGCAAGCACGCCUUCUGCUGGUACUGUCUGGAAUCCCUGGAUGAUGACUUCCUCCUGAUCCACUAUGACAAAGGGCCGUGUCGAAACAAACUGGGCCACUCCAGGGCGUCUGUUAUCUGGCACAGAACCCAGGUUGUGGGGAUCUUUGCAGGGUUCGGCCUGCUCCUGCUGGUCGCCUCCCCCUUCCUCCUCCUGGCUACGCCCAUCGUCCUGUGCUGUAAGUGCAAGUGCAGUAAAGGUGACGAUGACCCCUUGCCCACCUAAAACGCAGCCCCUGAUGACGUGCAAAGCCACUCAAAAAGGAUGGGGUCAUCUUACUGCGGUUCCCCUCCUCUUCUCUUUCCACACUGUUGUUUUGUUUUUCAUUUUCUGGGCUGAGCCUGCACGACAGCUGCUUUGGGAUCCAUCGCUCUGCAUGGUAGAUGCGCAGUUUGGCCCUAAAGAGGGGUGAAAAAAUUGGUGGUGCCGCUUCAAGUGGCUUUACGAGAUAACUUUAUCUCAUGUAUGGACAGAGGACUGCUCUUAUUGUACGUCACCAACCACCACCACCAUGUAGCUCUACAGGAUCAGUCCAGUAGCAUUAGAGGUGCACCAGGCAUGUUUGGUGUUGACUCAGUUUGCACACACGAUAUCUGACUGAGAUAGAGACUACCCUCUCUUGAUGAUGUCACUGUUUUAUAACCUCAUGCUUUUAAAUGGAACUGAGUCUACUGUCUGUCUUUGUCGGAAACCUUUAUUCAUUUAAAGGGGAUGCCCGCUCUAAUGUAUACACUUGUGGAGUGGUGCUCCCCUUUAAAUCAAGCAAAGCCAAUCAGAUAACUUUUUUUUAUGUCCCUCAGGGACGUUUAUCCUUUAAUACGCCACCGACCACUCCAAUGUGGUUGUUUUAGCCAAAAUAGAAACAAGUAGCCUUAAGAAUUGACAAUAGCCACAAGCAGGCAUUCCCCCCCAUGUGUCCAAAUAAUCAUCCCAGGGAAAAUGUGUACAAUAAGCCCCGAUGAUCCUAAGAUGUCAUGCACAUGUCAUGCUGUUAAUAGCCAUACAAAAGUGAUGUUCCGUCCUAUUAUUACCAAGGGUUUGUAUUUCUUAAGUCUUUUAAGAGUCCCGUCAACCUUCACCUCUUGGAGACAUAACAAAUAGCCCCAAAUUGCAAACUUGCAUAUGUUAGUGGUCCAAAGUUGUCAGUGUUUUGUUUUUUCUUGGUCGUUAACAAACUUCCAGCAGCAAGCAGCUGCUCCCUUUUAACACGGGAGCAACAGAAGACCCUGUACAGAUAUUGAUAUUAAUGAAUGUUCACUUUAUGGGGGCACGUUGCUAUUAAGCUGCUCUGAUCUAUAUCACUUUAUCUAUGCAAGUUUGUACAUUCUCCUCAUGUAAAAUGUGUGCCAACAAUUUGGUCUAGAACAACAACAACAACUGAUUUCCUGUUUAAAGAAAGCCGCAGAAUGUCGUUCAUGCAUUUGCAUGUCAUGGGAAUAAAUGUAUUUCCUCAAAUAGUGGCCUCCACUCAGCUGAUGUUUACCCAAAAUGGUCCCUCCCAUAAAAGUGUGUCCCAUGAAACCAUAGCCAUUAUUUGUUUCAUGUUUUUAUUUUUGAUUAGCUAUAUUUUCCAAAAAUUCUAUGUGGUCAAUUAUUGUUUUUUUUGUGUGAUUAUUUUUGGGGCAGGAUAGAAACACGGGGGGGGGGGGGGGGGGGCAGAAAAUUAUGUGUUUGGCGGAAGUCUGAGCUUUUCUUCCUGAUACAAAAUGCAGCCAAAACACACUCAAAAAAGUGUGUCAAAUGUUGUCAAGCAGUUAAGAAAUGUGAUGGCCUCUUUUUUUUUUCCCAGAAAGCGUCAAGGUGACUUUCAUCUAAUAUUAAAAAAAACAAAAAAUGUAAAAUUAUUAUUUAUCAAAAUGUACAAAUAAAGACCUUACUCCUUAUAGAUGCCCCAUAUUUGCAGUUGACUUAAUAAACUCCCUGGCCACUAUAUGAGGAAAUAAUGUAUUUAUAGAGUAUUUUUUCCCUGUUUUCUUUCAGAUUAUCUUUGGUUUCUCAAGAGUUGAGCAGUUUUAGUCCCAGCCAAGUGAACUGAUCCAAACUAUCUGAUGCAAGGACACAGGGCCAUAGGUUCCAUAGGCCAUCUGGAGGCCAUUCAGUUGUGUUGUCGAUGAUCUGAAACUACUUUUGUGUACUACUUGGAAUUGGAAAUUAGAAUAAAAAAUUACUGUAUAUUAUAAAAUAUGACUUGAAAAUUUGCAGGCACAAUUUGAUUUGAAAAUAAUUUGAAAAAUGACUUAGUAAUAUGACUUUAAACUGCACAAAAAAUUAAUUAAUUAAAGUGCAUACAGUUGUUUUGAUGUACACACAAAAAUAUAACAUUAAAAUUACAUACAAAUAAAUUACAAAUAGAAUUUUAAAAGCUAUAUUUUUGAAAUAAAAAAUAUAUAAUCCAUUUAAUUUGAUCUUUAAGUUGAUCCAAUACUUGGCUGGGACUACACACUGUUUAAAAUACAAUACGCGUAUUUGAUCCACACAUAUUUCCAUAUUUCCACUGUUACAUUAUUGUACUAUUUACGUUGUCCAUUACUAUUCUGGUGGAGUUCAUGUAGCACAUGGGUUGAAAGUGUGGCUACGGUUACCAAAAACAGCAUGACAACAGUAGCUAUUUCAGCUUCAAAGUAGCUCCAACAUCUGCAGCUCCCUCUUUGUCCUGACCAAUGGUUCUUUUGUCGUAUUAGUAGCCUUAAGUUUGGAGUAUCUUGUAGCCCUUUUUACUCUCCUAUGUAAAAGCAUGAUGAAACAUCAUUUGGCUAAUUUUUUCAACCCCAAAAUGUUCUUUUUAUUCCCAUAAAGGUGAUUUGAUUUUUCUUUUAAUAUGACAAUCGUGCCAAGCAGAUUUCCUAUAGUGAGAGGGUGGGAGUUGUCUACUGUAUGUGCAUUUUGGCCAUGUAUUUGUAAUGUAAUAGCAGUUUUUACAGGGUGGGAAAAUAUCCUAAUGCUUCUUCAAUGUGAGCGCUGCACUGUAUUUGGGUUUUCAUUGGUUAUGUUGUUUAUAUGGAGCUGUCAUUUGUGUGGUGCCUGGUGUGUUUCAUGGAGAUAGCUUCCUUUGUUUUAACUUUACAUAUCAAGGGUUGGUGAGAAGAAAAACAAGAAUGUCCCAUUUACAGUACAUCUUGAGCAGGCACCAAAUGACGUCAAAUAAAACCCUUUUUCUGUUACUAUAAGUCUUUUAAUGCCAUCCUCAUUUAAUAUAUUCAUAAGUCCAAAGGCCAAACUCUUCAAUCGUAGUGCAGAAUGACUUGCUUUGCUACACAAUAGCAGCUGGAAAUGUUUUCAGCAUAGGUGUUAAUAAGUAAGGGCUUCAAUGCAAAGCAAACAAAGUGUUUCUUGCCCUCACAAUUUAUAUUAUACAACCUGUCAAGAGAUUAAGCUAUUUAUAUCAGAAAUAUCCUCAUAUUUUAGCAUCUUUUUAAGGAACAUUUUCAGCCAUAUGUUGUGCAAAAUUGGUGGGCCGACCUCCACUUACCUGUAUGUUACAUUUGAUUUAUUUUCUACACCUCUGUCACAUAUUUUUAUUUUAUUUUAUUUGACAGUUGGUUGCUAACAAAAGAUGACGUUGUAAAGUGACAUUUGUAUCAGUUCUGUACGACUUGGGUUCCGUAUACAGUAUAUCUACAGUUCCACUAACACUGUGAUUCCAGGUAUUAAAUGUUGUUUUCUUGUGUUA
Doryrhamphus excisus (bluestripe pipefish) is the source of this 4891-nucleotide messenger RNA. It is a transcript of the gene rnf144aa, whose product is annotated as ring finger protein 144aa. Gene Ontology annotation, molecular function: ubiquitin-protein transferase activity; zinc ion binding. NCBI's taxonomy places the organism in Eukaryota, Metazoa, Chordata, Actinopteri, Syngnathiformes, Syngnathidae. The record is from RefSeq and is a predicted model, not a curated record. Gene Ontology annotation, biological process: protein ubiquitination.